GUAGCCAGGCCCAUAGCUGCCAUGGAUCCCUUCCUGGUGCUUCUGCACUCCCUCUCCGGCAGCCUGUCGAGCAGCGAUCUGAUGGAGCUCAAGUUCCUGUGCCGUGAGCGCGUGGGCAAACGCAAGCUGGAGCGCAUGCAGAGCGGCCUGGACCUGUUCUCGGUGCUGCUGGAGCAGAACGAUCUGAACCGCGAUCAUACCGGGCUGCUGCGCGAGUUGCUGGCCUCGCUGCGCAGGCACGACCUACUGCAACGCCUGGACAACUACGAAGCGGGGCUGGCGGUCUCGACCUCGCCGGGAGAUCUGCAGGUGGCAUUUGACAUCGUGUGUGACAAUGUGGGGAGAGACUGGAAGAGACUGGCCCGCGUGCUAAAAUUGUCUGAGGUCAAAAUUGACGGGAUUGAGGAGAGGUACCCCCGAAGCCUGAGUGAGCAGGUAAGGGAGACUCUGAGGGUCUGGAAGAUUGUCGAGAGAGAGAAAGCCACAGUGUCUGAACUGGUGAACGCACUGCGGAUGUGUCAGCUGAACCUGGUGGCUGACCUGGUGGAAGAAGCGCUGCAGACCCGGGGAUCAGUGACUGAGAGUGAGAAUGUGUCCCGAGUGCUGUGGGACUCAACUGUGUCUUCCUCACAAGCACCGUGACAAGCCUGCCACUCCUGACAGGAGCCACGGUGGACUACACACACACCAUGAUGCAUUACCAAGUGCCUUCUGUUCCCAGUGCCACAAAGACCUCGUUGAUCCAGACCAGACCCUCUCACGAGCCCACUCACUGAACUAGCUCCUGAAGUAAAGUUGUUAUGU
Messenger RNA from Alexandromys fortis (reed vole), 804 nucleotides. Its product is annotated as FAS-associated death domain protein-like. The record is from RefSeq and is a predicted model, not a curated record. Lineage: Eukaryota; Metazoa; Chordata; Mammalia; Rodentia; Cricetidae. Gene Ontology annotation, biological process: regulation of apoptotic process; signal transduction. Gene Ontology annotation, molecular function: protein binding.